CGCUUGUCCGUGGUUAUGUAAGCCAGGCUGGUAUCGAGCCUACAUACCUUGAACACCACAAUCCGUGUACGAGAUCUACAUAUACAUGUGACACGAUGUUUUCAUAUGUGCUAGGAGUGGCAACACGAAUCCGUCACCUGGGGCGACCUAGUAGAUCAUCGCCAUACCGAUCGCAUCCUCGAACACCGGAAAUUCGAGAAACAUGUCUUCGGGCUGCCGAUUCAGAACCCCGAGUCCGAAAUAAUCAACGUUCAACGUUAACCUUGUCCAGUCUACGCUUCUCAAAAAUCCCAAAUUUUUUUGCACAAGACACGCUUGAACUCUGGAGACAUGUGGUUGUCUGAUGUGCAAACGUAGCCCUUACGACCUUCGGGACACUAUUCAUGUUCCUUGGUGUCAUGCUGUUCUUCGACGCUGCUUGCUAGCGCUAGGAAACAUACUCUUCUUGUCUGGACUGACCUUGAUUAUUGGCCCCCAAAAGACAUUCUACUUUUUCGCGCGAAAGCAGAAGCUGCGAGGAACAGCUUCAUUGGCGUAUUCAUUCAUUGGUUUCUUAAACCUGUUUGGCGACUUCUUCCCCGUGGUCGUGACAUUCCUGCGCCAAGUACCAUUCAUUGGCAACCUAUUGUCACUGCCAUACAUUCGACCUAUCGUGGAUCGUAUAGCGGGUUCAAGGACGUCGGCUGUGUGACACAUCAAACAGGCUCGCUCAACAUCAGAUACUCGGAAUUACAACGGCAUUUCACAAACAAUCGUCUCGACACAUGUACAUGAGAUAAUACCUGGGCGGUAUUGAAUACCUUAUACUAAUCGAGGGGGUGAUAAUAUACUCUUCCUCCAUCAUGAUCGAGACCCCCCCCACUUCUCAUGCGACCGCAAUCAAUUCGGCACGUACUAUUCAAUCAAUUAUUUUAGUCCCUUCCAAAUUUUCGCAAAUAGGAUCUCAAUUUGUGACACAGAAUGGAAUUUUCAGGGCCUCCACUUUUCCAAUUCAAUCCAAUUGUAUCAAGCAAAUUCUAUUAGAUUUCGAAUCUAGACAUGCAAUAGUUUAUAGAGUGAACAAUAU
Molecule: messenger RNA, 1066 nt
Organism: Suillus subalutaceus
Lineage: Eukaryota; Fungi; Basidiomycota; Agaricomycetes; Boletales; Suillaceae
Exons: 7
Coding region: 344-691 (115 amino acids)
Biological process (GO): retrograde transport, endosome to Golgi; endoplasmic reticulum to Golgi vesicle-mediated transport
Cellular component (GO): Golgi cis cisterna; Golgi membrane; COPII-coated ER to Golgi transport vesicle
Source: RefSeq, a predicted model, not a curated record